CGCAAGCCACUCCCGGUGAGGUAUAUAUGGGAUGUGAGGAGGGUGCUGAAGCCCUCCAAAGACCCUUCCCAUUACCUCACUAACCGUUUACCUAUUGUCUCAUCAACACCAGAAAGUAGUUCAGCAUGCUCUCUAAAGACAGAUCCUCUUCUAUCCACACAUUCUUCUAUCCACUACAUUCACACAACACACAUCUUUUCCCAAAAUUCAAAUUUCAAAAUGACGUUCAACAACCAAUCCUCGGAGUCCCCCCCUGGAGGGGGGUUGGCACAGAUUCCCCCUGGGAGGACUACCCUUCUGGCUGCCGACCUGACAGGUGUCUUGAUAACUCCUUGAGCCUUUUUCUUCGCAAUUUCUGCAACAUUCGCGGUCUUCCUUCUAAUUUUCAUUCUGUGGAACACCAUUUCUCCUCCUCUAAAUCUCACCUUCUCUUCCUCACCGAAACACAUGUUUCUGAGGCUACUGACAGUAAUCUCUACUCUGUUCCCUCCUACUAUCUCUAUCCUAGAUUUCAAUCCAAAGCUGGAUGCUGCGUCUACGUGCGCAGCGACAUCACUUGCUCUCGUGCCCACAACCUUGACUCUCCUAAAUUUUCCACCAUCUGGCUAAGACUUCAUUGUCAUUCUCUUACUAAAUAUAUCUGUGCUGUUUAUAUCUCACCUAGCUCUACUAGCUAUGUAGAAUUCUUUGACUAUUUGAACUCUAAAAUGGAGACCCACUCUCCCUUUGCUGAAAUCUCCAUCUUGGGAGGUUUCAAUGUUCACCACCAGCUUUGGCUUUCAUCCUCUUUCACUGACCAGCCUGGUGAACAAGCCUACAACUUUGCUCUUCUCAACGACCUAGAGCAGUUGGUUCAGCACCAUACAAGUAUUCCCGACCGUCUUGGAGACAGACCUAACAUACUAGACCUCUUCCUUACCUCUAACCCUUCUACUUACUCUGUCAAACUGUUCUCUCCGUUGGGCUUUUCCGAUCACAACCUUAUUUCUGUAUCCUGUCCUAUCGCUCCUGUACAUCCUCUGGACCCACCGAAAAGGCGAUGCUUUUGGCAUUUUGCUUCAGCUGGGCGAGACGACCUGGGGAUGUACUUUUCCGAUUUCCCGUGGAAUGAUUACUGCUUCCAGGAGAGACCCCUCUGUGUGUGCCCAGCGCAUCACAGAGGUGAUUGUCUCUGGAAUGAAGGCAUACAUUCCACGUAAUUUCUCUACUCCUCAUGCUAGAAAGCCUUUUUUUUUUUUUUUUUUUUUUUUUUUUUUUACGUCUUGGCCUAUUGCGCCGGUAGGCUUCUUCCCGGUGGAUCCUGAUGGUCGGUCCAAGGCUUCUUCCCGGUGGGUCCUGAUGGUCGGCCCAGCCCGUUCUGGCGCAGGCGAGUGUUUAUAGUGGCGCCAUCUUGCAUUGGCUCAUGCUGCCCUCCCGGAGCUCAUUUUUAAUCCUAGAAUCUAGAGUCCGGGUUGAUAGGUGGUCUUCUGGACAGCAUGUGGGUAGUUUUAAGCCACUCGGCGGCGGCUGAAAAAUCCCAGCUUGGUGGCACCGGUCGGGGAUUGAACUCGCGUCCUCCUGAACGCGGUGGUGUUACUCUGUCGAUUCAGCCACCGCCUCCCCGAAUUUCAUCCCUCACGCUGGUAAUCUCUGGAACGAUCUUCCUUCAUCUGUAUUUCCUCCUGCCUACGACUUGAACUCCUUCAAGAGGAAGGUAUCAGGACACCUGUUCUCACGUAAUUAACUGCUCUUUCGGCCACCUCUUCGGAUUCCUUACAGAAGCAGCGAGUAGCUGGCUUUUUUUUAUUGUU
Messenger RNA from Eriocheir sinensis (Chinese mitten crab), 1790 nucleotides. RefSeq lists its product as uncharacterized. The transcript has 2 exons. The coding region runs from base 126 to 1199 and encodes 357 amino acids. Gene Ontology annotation, molecular function: catalytic activity. The record is from RefSeq and is a predicted model, not a curated record. NCBI's taxonomy places the organism in Eukaryota, Metazoa, Arthropoda, Malacostraca, Decapoda, Varunidae.